UGUUGACGGAUCACGUAUAUAUACGCUGGGAGGAUCCGCCGCACUUACACUACUGCAGCGGACACUGCAUCAUGAGGACCUUGGUAAUAUUGGUGUCUUGUCUGUGUGGCUUGGCAAUGAGCCAGAGGCGGUUAGCCAAACCCAUCCCUCUAGGCUUCAACCCUAACCCCUACUCCCCUCAGUACAGUCCUAAACCACCUGCCCCUACGGUUCCUACUCAGUAUGACCCAGAACCGGCUCAGCAGUACGAUCCAUCUGCCAACUCCGUGGCGUACUCUACUCCCGCGCCGUUCAGCGUGGCCCCCCGACAGAACUACGACAGCAACUCAGUCAGGAAUAAGGACUACGUCACCCCCAUCCCCAUCAUCAGAUUUGACAAGGAACAAAGCAUCGACGGCAGUUACCGUGCCAGCUAUGAGACCGGAAACAACAUUGUAGCAGAGGAAACAGGUUUCCUGAAGAACGUCGGGGUAAAGGACCAGGAGGCGCUGGUACAACACGGUAGCUACUCCUACACUUCCCCUGACGGUACAGUUAUCACCGUCACCUACACUGCUGAUGAGGGUGGCUUUAGAGCGGAGGGUGCGCAUCUCCCCACACCUCCCCCCGUGCCUGAGGAGAUACAGAAGUCGCUUGAUCUCAUCUAUGAGAAUAUCAGGUUACAACAGGAAGCCGCAGCGAAAGAUCCAAAACUCUACAAAGCACUUCAAGAGCAAGAAGAGGGAUUCGCCGAUAAUUACCCUCAAAAUUAUAGAUAGUCCUUUAAUGUGAUUAAAUAAUUAAUUUAUGUUGACUGUUAUUCUGUGAAUAGUGUGUAAGUAAUAAAUGUACAAAUUUUAAAAGCUA
Messenger RNA from Homalodisca vitripennis (glassy-winged sharpshooter), 846 nucleotides. Its product is annotated as endocuticle structural glycoprotein SgAbd-1-like. The record is from RefSeq and is a predicted model, not a curated record. NCBI's taxonomy places the organism in Eukaryota, Metazoa, Arthropoda, Insecta, Hemiptera, Cicadellidae. Gene Ontology annotation, cellular component: chitin-based extracellular matrix. The transcript has 4 exons. The coding region runs from base 72 to 758 and encodes 228 amino acids. Gene Ontology annotation, molecular function: structural constituent of chitin-based larval cuticle.